Messenger RNA from Juglans microcarpa x Juglans regia, 1183 nucleotides. Its product is annotated as serine/threonine-protein kinase Aurora-1. Gene Ontology annotation, molecular function: protein kinase activity; ATP binding. Gene Ontology annotation, biological process: regulation of cytokinesis; mitotic spindle organization; protein phosphorylation. The record is from RefSeq and is a predicted model, not a curated record. Lineage: Eukaryota; Viridiplantae; Streptophyta; Magnoliopsida; Fagales; Juglandaceae. The transcript is spliced from 9 exons. Gene Ontology annotation, cellular component: chromosome passenger complex; spindle pole centrosome; spindle midzone. The coding region runs from base 157 to 1038 and encodes 293 amino acids.
AAAAGCGUUGCGGGCGGCAUUGGACCACGUGGCGUCCCCUGCAAACUCGACCGUUGUAAUGUGCUCCUUAUUCAAGCAUGUCAGCCUCUACUUCAUAAAUCUCCUUGUUUGCCAUCUCCCUCGUUGUCUCUCCCUCUGUCUAGAAUCAUCUCUCUCAUGGCGAUCGCUGCGGAGACCCAACCACAAGAGAAGGCUUCUUCAGAUGUUUCUGGAGUGGAGAAAAGAAGAUGGACACUUGAUGACUUUGACAUCGGAAAGCCCCUCGGACGUGGGAAGUUUGGUCACGUCUAUUUGGCAAGAGAAAAGAGAAGCAAUCAUAUUGUGGCACUGAAAGUCCUCUUUAAGAGCCAGCUGCAACAGUCUCAGGUUGAGCAUCAGCUUCGCCGGGAAGUUGAAAUACAAAGUCAUCUGCGACAUCCCAAUAUUUUACGUCUCUAUGGAUACUUCUAUGAUCAGAAAAGAGUUUAUUUGAUAUUAGAAUAUGCAGCCAAAGGUGAACUUUACAAGGAACUACAGAAGUGCAAAUACUUUAGUGAAAGACGUGCUGCUACUUAUGUUGCAUCAUUAGCCCGUGCCCUCAUAUAUUGUCAUGGAAAGCAUGUGAUACACAGAGAUAUUAAACCAGAGAACCUUCUAAUUGGUGCACAGGGUGAACUUAAAAUUGCUGAUUUUGGGUGGUCAGUGCAUACAUUCAAUCGUAGGCGAACCAUGUGUGGUACGCUGGAUUACCUCCCCCCUGAGAUGGUGGAGAGCGUGGAGCAUGAUGCAAAUGUGGAUAUUUGGAGUCUCGGUGUCCUUUGUUAUGAGUUCCUUUAUGGGGUCCCACCUUUUGAGGCCAAGGAGCACUCAGAUACAUAUAGAAGGAUUGUGCAAGUUGAUCUCAAGUUCCCUCCUAAACCAAUCGUCUCUUCUUCCGCAAAGGACCUCAUUAGUCAGAUGCUUGUCAAGGAUUCUUCUCAGCGCCUGCCACUACACAAGCUUCUUGAACAUCCAUGGAUUGUUCAGAACGCUGAGCCCUCGGGUGUAUAUAGGCUUUAAAUCCCUUGUCAGAUGUUGGUAAUUUUCCGAUCAAAGAAAGGCAUUGGCAUUCUAGCAGGUUCUUUGGAGUAGCAUAACUUUUUGAUUCUGUCUUUUUCAUUGUAUUUGUGACAUAAAACAGUUCAUAAUAUGAAUUGUUUUGGGG